GUAUGGCGCGGUACCAUAGCCAGGAUGCGUUACCGGCGCAUGCGAGCCGCCCUCGUCAUCCUGCGGGCCUACCAGCACUACAAGGUCAAGUCCUACAUCAAGGACGUCAACCGCAAAUUCAAGAACGUGCGCUCCAUGAAGGACCAUGGCAAGCACGUCAAGUGGCCCACGCCGCCCAAAGUCCUGCGGAAGUUUGAAGAGGCGCUGCGGAGCAUCUACAACAGGUAAACAAACAGAAGUGUCGCGCACACACACACACAAAGGGGUUGUAGUAUGAGUAAUCCUACCUCUGUUCGGAUAAAACAUCAACCCUUGAACACAAUGCACUGUAAGCCCUUCCAUCAGUAUCAUCAGUGUAGUAAGAAUUUUGUGGAGUAGGUACUGUUUUCUACUCCAACUGGUUUCCUUUGAAGGUUCUUACCCGUGUUUCCUUCCAGCCUCAGGUCUGUGGUGGACAUAGACUUUUCCCCCAUCAAAGCCUCAUUCAAAGCCCCCAAAAAUCACUGUUUCACAGUAUCAUCACGUCAGAAAUAGCCAAUCAUGUUAGAGUCGAUAUCUUGGCUCCAUUGUUAUUCCUGUGGGUGUUUCCAUGCUGCUCUAGGUGGUGGGCGUGGACUCUGAUCAAAGACCUGACUCCAGAGGAGAAGCUGCAGAUCAGGGCCAAGGUUGCCACCCUGGAGGCCCUCAAGGGCCAGAGACCUGACCUGGGGCUGCAAAGAACCUGGGAGGGCAACUACCUGGUGAGUUGGAUUGGGGCUAGGGGAGGUUCUGACACUAGCUCUGAGCUCCUCAAAGGGAGAGGUUAGCGAUUGAUGUGUGUGUUUCUGAUGUUGUUUUUAAUUUGAAUGUAGUUGUAAAUGUGUGUAUGUUUUUUGUUGACGGUGCAGUGGUUUACCGGUGACUGUGAGCGUGUAUCUGACCUUGGUGAUGUGGGGGCGUAAGUGUGUGACGUGUGUGUGUGUGUGUGUGUGCGUUGUUGAACUAAAAUGUAAUGGAAAGAGGUUUGUCUUUGUAGAGGAGUUGAUCGUCAUGACAGUCUUUGUCUAUGUGUGUGUUUUCAGAAGCGAGACAGUCCUGACAUAGCGUCCUCCUUCACCUUGGUGUCCAGUGAGUUGCAGCGUAAGGACAAGUUCAUGAGAGUGCUCUUCUCCUGCAACGUGCGCAAGGUACAGUAGGUUUGGGGACUAUUACCUAACCCAAACCCUAUACCACACACACAUAUAUGCACAUGCGGACACACACACCAUACACAUAAUAGGGAAUACGAUCACAUCUAUUACACUCACCCUACACACACAGGGGCGGACUGGGACCAGAAAUCGGCCCAUUUAUAACACACCAGACAAUUUUUUCCUUGAGGCCCCAGAUAAAUAUAAUUUGCACAAAAAACACACAAGUUAGACAGGCACACUGGGCUAAAAAUGGACCAGCCCAUCUGGCAUUUGCCCGACAUGCCAGAUGGCCAGUCUGCCCCUGCACACACACACAUUCUCACCCAACUGUCCCUGAGUUUAGCCAACUCCCAGUGGUGUGUGUUGGCUGUGUGUGGGUCUCCUGUGGGGUGACUAAUAAGGGUCUUUGUGUUUCCCAGAUCAACCGUUUCCACAAGGCAGAGGACCGGGCCAUCCUCAUCACAGACCGCCACCUGUACAAGAUGGACCCCCUCAAGGAGUACAAGCCCAUGAAGAGCAUCCCCCUCUACAAUGUAAGAGCACCUCCCCUGUGUGGUUGA
This is a messenger RNA of Coregonus sp. 'balchen', 1732 nucleotides long. The record is from the annotation of a GenBank genome assembly. NCBI's taxonomy places the organism in Eukaryota, Metazoa, Chordata, Actinopteri, Salmoniformes, Salmonidae.